AUAAGAGAAAAAUAUAGCAGUAAAAAAACAAGAACGGUUGCUGUUGGAAACGUUUGGACGGAGAACGGAGAAGAACAACAACACAAAAUUAGUAAAGCAAAUAUUAACAUAAAGAUUUUUGAUAACAACAAAAGAAGUGUUGUUAUAAAUUUGCAAGUUGAGGAAACAACAAUUGAAAGUGAUUUGACUGGUGGUGCUAAAAACCACAAUAACAACAAAUUGUUAUUAACAAUAAUAACAAAGAAACCCCAAAAAUCAGUGACGAAACGCAAAAACAGAGAGAUAAUAUAGAUAAUAAAAAAUAAUAACAACAACAAGAGUGAAAUAACAAAAGAAACGCAAAAAUGUGCGGUGGAUUUACGUGUUCAAAGAAUGCAUUAAUUGCCUUAAAUAUUUUAUAUGUGAUGGUGGGCUUCCUACUGAUUGGUGUCGGUGUCUAUGCUCGUGCUGCUUCAAUUGUUACAAAUCUUCCCAUUGUUGGCGGUAUACUGGCAUGCGGCAUUAUCUUGAUACUCAUAUCGAUAUUGGGUCUAGCUGGUGCUGUUAAACAUCAUCAAGUUAUGCUGUUUUUCUAUAUGAUCAUUUUGUUUUUGCUCUUCCUCAUACAAUUCUCCAUUGCCAGCUCGUGUUUGGCUGUCAACUCGGAGCAGCAACAAGAAUUUGCUGAGGAGGGAUGGAAUCGAGUGCCAGCAUCGAUGCACAAACAAGUGCAGGAUACAUUCCUUUGCUGUGGUUUCAAUUCCACAAACACCACGGCCGAUGAGUCCUGCGAAUUGGUGAACAAACAGUGCUGUCUCGGCAAUUCGUACGACACCAAUUGCCAGUGUCCACCGUGUUUGCCCAAAUUGGAAGAUAAAAUCAAUUAUGCCUUUAAACUGUGCGGUGGUUUGGGUAUAUUCUUCAGUUUUACAGAGGUACUUGCUGUAUUUUUAGCCCGUCGUUAUCGCAAUCAAAAUGAUCCUGACUAUUUGCCAGCACGUGCAGUUUUCCCCCAUAACUAUAUUUACUAAGAAGAUGCUUAGAACAAGCCAUCCUUCACUAGUGGAAUCUCCGUUUUUUUGCUUUCAACGAACAAAUUUUUAGUUAAGAAUUAAAAUAUUUCCCCCCAAGAAAUAUAGAAACAAAAAUUGAACAAAUUAUGAAAAAAGUGAAAAUUAGGCAACUAUAUAAAUAAUAUGAAUCAUGUUAAUAGUCAUAGUUACAUUCUUUUAGUUUAAUUGUAUAUUAUUUUGCCUUUUAUUAUUUGUUAAGUAUAUAUAUUUAAUUAUUUUAAAUUUUUUGAUGUAUUUCAUUAGUCGAAAUGGGACGAAGGCUGAUUAUGAUUUUUUUGUUCAAUAUCUCUCCGACAUGAUUAUUUUAAGAACUACAAUUUUGUACACAUUUUUUGUUCAUACAUAUAGUUAAUAUUUUUUUGUUUUCAAUGAAGUCAUAGUCAUCGUAUACAUUAGAUUAUACAAUCAGUCAACUGUCAGUGUACAAUGUUGUUUUUGUCGACCAAGAAAUGAAAAACCAAAAAUUUAUUUUAAAAUCCAUUUAUUUUGAGAUUAUUUUAAAGUAGUGCUAUUUUAUUUUUCUGUAAUUUAUUUUUGGAUUACUUAAUAGAUGUUAAAAUCAAAUGCUGAUACGUGUUUUUUAUUAAUUUCCAUUUUUCUAGAUUUGUAAUUAUUUUCUUGUGUACACAUAACUUGCAAAUUGUAUAAAAACAAGUAUAUUUUUAAUUAUUUUAGGGCUGUGUGUAUGAAAAUAUAAUUUAAAAACCAACAUUUAAUGUAUUUUUUGGUAUUUUAAAAAUUAAAAUAUAGUGACAGGUCAAUAGGUCCCAUCUUUAUUUAUACCCUCCAUCGUACAUAGUAUGGCGGGUGGUUAUAUUAAUUUCGUCAUUCCGUUUGUAACUCAUCGAAAUAAUAGUUUUAGACCCAACAAAGUACAUAUAUUCUUAAUCAGAGUAAAAUUCUAAGAAGAAUUAGCCCUGUCCGUCUGUUGUAAACACGCUAUAGUCAAAACGAAUUAAGAUAUAAAGCUACAAUUUUGUACAGAUCAGUCUUUUAUAUCGUCCACGAUAUCGUAUGGUCCCCAUACAACGGUACCUCCGCUAUUCGGUGUUUUGAUGAUUAUAGCCACAUUUUUCAAUGGAAUUGUCUAAAAAUCCUCACAAGUAGUUCCUUCUGAGUACUUUACCCUCUGGAAGAGAAUUGCCUAUAAAGGUCCACGAUAUGGUAUAGCCCCCAUACCACGGUACACCCGAUAUUCGGUAUUUUGAUGAUUUUAAAGACAUUAUUCACCGGAAUUUUUUUCAAAUUUCGUAUUUGAAUCUCGUAAUGGGUACUAGAGCCUACCACAAAAAAUUACGUAUAGGCCCCGUAUAACAAUACCUCCCAGCAUUCGGUAUUUUGAUGAUUAUAUGGAUAUUAUUUUCCGGAAUUGUAUCAAAUUUCCCUCCCUGUAUUCAGUAUUUUUAUGAUUAUAAGGACAUUAUUCACCGGAAUUUUUUCAAAUUUUGUAUUUGAAGCUAGUAAUGGGUGAGAAAAAAUUCGUACGCAGGUCCACGUCGUAUGGCCCCCAUAUAACGAUACCUUCCGAUAUUCGAUAGUUUGAUGGUUAUAGGGACGUUAUUGACCGGAAUUCUUUCAAAUUUCGUAUUUGAAGCUCGUAUCGGGUACUACAAUCUAUUGUGUAUGCAGGUCCACGUCUCCGUAUGGCCCCCACAUAAUGAUACCUCCCAAUAUUCGGAAAUUUCAUGAUUAUAGGAAAAUCAUUCAGCGGAAUUGUUUCAAAUUAUGACGGAAAAUUGCCUAUGUCGGUACACGUUUUCAUUUAGCCCACCGUAUUCGUAAAGUCCCUAUGUAACGGUUUUCCUUUGAGCAGUAUUUUCGACAGAUUUUUACUUUUGCCCGACCACAUCUUCGUAAAGCCCCCAUAUGACAGUUUUUCUUUAAGCAUAUUUUCGACAGGUUUUUUUGAUAUUUUUCCAGUUCCUUCAAAGUGAUGGAGGGUAUUAAAAGUUCUUCUUCAAUUUCCCUCGUUGUUAUAAAAAAACAAAGCAAAGGCUACAGUCGAGCGGGGCCGACCGUUGAAUACCCUACAACACUAUAAUAAACAAUACAGUUUAUAUAGGCGAGAUACUCGAAAGAAUUCCACAAGAUAUUGUGACAAAUAAUAAAAGAAAACCAUCAGGUUCCGUUCUCUAAUUUUCGAAUAAUAGCAACUUAAACUAAUUUGCUCAUUUCCAAUUUAUUGGUAGAUGUUUCAUGUAAAUGGUCUUCCUAGAUGAGGAACCAAUAUUUCCCAAAGACCUAUAAUUUCUCAGAAGUGGCAAAAGAUUAACAUUUAUUAUUGGUUUUUGACUGAAACGCAUCUAUAUGAGAUACAGACAUUUGACUAUGUUCUUCAACGAAAUCAGCGUUAACGAAAUAGUCUGAAGUGCGUCUUUCCUGUAUUUGUGAAUUCUCCAAAAAGUCACUGGAAUGGACAUUUUCGUAUUUUGUCUACAAAAGUUGGCAAACUAUUUCACACAUUGAAUAUUUUUGGAUGGCCAUCCAAAACUGCUUGGCUUUUGUAAUGUCCGGUAACCCCCAUUCAAAUGUGCGUGAGAAUCGGGCGAUAAUUACGACCUGCAGACAAUUUUGCAGUUUUUUGGUCCAUUUUAACCCCUAAAUAUAUGGCGAUCAUCUCCAAAAAGAGUAAGCUUCUAUUCUGACCCUCAUCUUAUCUCCAUGCAAAAUUUCGUAAGGAUCGGGCCAUAAAUGCGAUCUGUAUAUGAUAUCCUGAUAUCCUAACUACUUAGUUUUGUUAGCUGUAGAAAUAUUAUCAAAUGUUUUAUUCAAAAUGAAAAUAUGCCAAAAAUAUGACAAAAUUGAAAAAAAUAUGAGAAAAUAUUACAAAAUCAAUAUUUUCAUCUUUAGAGAGAUAUUUUUAUGCAAUUUUUUUAGACGUUUUUUCUUCCUGUCAAGAGGCCAUUCUGAAUUAAUGAGAACUGUGGAAAUCAGUUCAGCCGUUCUCGACAUAUAAGAGAUUUUUCAAGCAUAUCUUCUUUGAUAGACAUAUAUAUCGCACUUAUUUUUCUAUAUAUCCGAUUUGUUGGAUGUUAACAUCAAUGUAAAGAUCAGAAGUAAACUUGUCAUGGCUUUGUGAUUUCGCCGGGAUUUAAAAUAUUCGCGAUUUAAUGAAAAAUUUUGAAUUUUUUUAACAAAAAAGAUAUGACCUAUUUUACCCGCUAAAUAUUAUCCGAUGACCACCCAAAUUGGUAGGCUUCUUCCCCGCCCUAAACUCUAGCUACAUGCGAAAUUCCGUUGUUGUGUUGUAGGGUAUAAUUAAAAACAGCUCCAAUCAAUUACCUGUUAAAGUUAUAUGUUUCAGACUUGUCAGAAUUCCCCACUGAAAACCUUCUCAUGAUUUCUGUGGGUCAUUAAAUGGUUUCUUCCCCUAUGUCAGCAUAGUUAUAUGCUAUAUUUCCUUGGGCAUUACCGUGUGAGUCAUCCAAGUCAAUAUAUGGUGGACAGAACUCCGACCCAGGCGUGUCAGGAAGGACCUAAGGACCAUUGCAGCUGAAGAACACCAGUUGCCUAGACAAACCAGGGUAGUUUGUGGCGCAAUUACGUUCAGGAUGGUGUAGUCGUCUCAAUUCAUAUUGGGCACGAGUUGAUGAUGUGUGUGACGUCUACCCGGCGUGUAAUUGCACAGCCAAACCUACCCAACUCACUCCAGAAGAUCUCUGACUACAGCCCAUUAAAGUAGCUGAAUUUUUAAACCUGGAGCUUGAACCAAAUUAGCAGAACGCAAACACUUACAUCUACUACUGCUACAACAACAACUACAGCCUGAAUUUCAUCCUCUGAGUCCACCCCAUUCAAAGCGAAGGUCAUAAGCUGCGAAGCUUCAACCAAACCAUCCACCUUCUUUUUACGGUUUUUGGGAGAGAAGACGUUAGGCUAAGUUAAGUCACUCGGAGACCUACUGGUCCAUUGUGUUUAUCCUAGAAAGAAUAGUAAAAGAAGGAAAGGGGAAUGGAAGAGAGUGAAGAUUGAAUUAUAAAGUUGUUCUGGCUAAUUGAAGAAUUACUGUAGGGUCAGUGUGAUUAUACCCACCACAAGUUUUAAAUCAGGUUUCGACAAUGACAUUAUCGACUUUGUUCUCUUCUCCGAGAGUAUGGGACAGAUUCUUUUGUAGAUGUACAAUCCCUUUCGUCCAGCCAUUUUUAUUGGAUUCUCUCAGAGUAGUGUCUGUGAUUAACCUGUAGGAAGUGGGACUGGGGUGGUUUAACCGAGUUCUCUACUUCAAUAGUAGUUGAUUCGGAUCCUAGCCUGGGCAAUUCGUCUGCUGUCUCGCUGCCUGGAAUAUUAUAAUGACCAGGAACCCAACAGAGCUUGAUGGACAACCCAGUGUUUUUCAAGGCUCUUCUGCAGUUCAAAACAACCCUAGACUUAAUGGUGUAGGAAUUUAAGGCCUUCAGUGCCGCCUGACUAUCGACGUAUAUAGUCACCGGACCGCUAACCCCACUAUUCCUAGUGACCAGCAGGUCUGUGGCCUUUUUGACGGUUUUCCGCCUGGAAUACGCUACAGUCGUUUCCAUGCUUGUAGGAUUCACGAACAUUAAGGGUAUUACAGAAGACACCAGCUCCCGUUUCACUUUCCAUUUUUGAACCGUCGGCAGAGAAGACGUUUAUAUAUCAUUAAAAAAGAGUGGCAUGGCUUUAACUAGUAUCAGGGGCCUCAAUAAUCUGGUUUUCUUCUUCACUGCAAAUUUCAGAUCAUUAAGCUCGUCUUGCAAGAAAAAUAAAGGAAAAAAAUUUUGACCUUAACAAGGCAAAACUUCAGAAAUUUCGAAGUAUUUUUACGAUUAUUAAAGAUGGCUGCGGUUGAGAUUUCACUAGGUGGAUACUCAAGAAAAAAAAAGGAGUAUUGUUUUAGUAUUUUAAUGCCGGUUUCUCCAUUGUCAAUUUUUUAAUGUUCAGGCUGACCUUUUUUCCUUAAAAGUAUUUAGAGAUCGUAAUCUGGGUACAGUAGAAACCCUGUAUAACUUCUGUUCAAUUCAGCAGAUAUCUCGGUGUUUAGGACACUGAGUUUUCAGUUGGGUCCACUUAUACAUUAAGGUCCACUUAUUCACUUAUAUUCACAACAAACCACACAGCUCUAAAUCGUUUAAAAAAUCAAUAAAAUAAUAAAUCUCUACCUUCAACAUUUUCGAUACCAAAAAAAGCCAAAAUACAAUCAUUAACAACUCACCUAUCCAACAAACUACAGAAACUAAUAUAAAAUUACAACAAUAUUUGGAAACACAAGAAAUAAAAAAAAAUUAAAAAUAAAUUAAACGUUCCAUGAAAUUUUGAGAUUAUGUGUACAAUAAAAUACAAAAAAAAACUAAAGCAACAAUUUCAAUACUAAAUGUCCAUAAAAA
Molecule: messenger RNA, 6394 nt
Organism: Musca domestica (house fly)
Lineage: Eukaryota; Metazoa; Arthropoda; Insecta; Diptera; Muscidae
Product: tetraspanin-13-like
Exons: 4
Coding region: 345-1010 (221 amino acids)
Cellular component (GO): membrane
Source: RefSeq, a predicted model, not a curated record